GGAGUUAAUGAAUUCAGAUGUCCUCAGGGUUGAAAUAUGAGCGCCUUUGUGACUCUCUCAACGGGGCAGAGGAUGCCUGUGGUGGGACUCGGCACCUGGAAGAGCGCUCCAGGACAGGUGAAGCAGGCGGUGCUGGCAGCUUUGGACUGUGGGUACAGACACAUUGACUGUGCUGCCGCAUACAGCAACGAACAGGAGGUGGGCGAGGCACUGGCCAUCAGGGUCGGCCCUGGAAAGGCGCUGCGUCGAGAGGAACUGUUCAUAACAUCCAAACUGUGGAACACCAAACAUGACCCGCAGGAUGUCGAGGAAGCGUGCAGGACCAGCGUGGCCCACCUGGGUCUAUCCUAUUUGGACCUGUACCUCAUGCACUGGCCCAUGGCGUUUCAGCGUGGAAAGGAGCUGAUGCCCCGGCGAGAAGAUGGCAGUAUUUGUUACUCUGACACGCACUACCGAGACACUUGGGCGGCCAUGGAGAGCCUGGUGGACAAAGGUCUGGUCAAAGCUAUAGGACUGUCCAACUUCAACGCCCGGCAGACUGAUGACAUCAUCGCCAUGGCCAGACACAAACCGGUGGUGAACCAGGUGGAAUGCCAUCCUUAUUUGUCUCAAGCGGAUCUCGUGUCUCACUGUCGGUCAGUGGCAGUUUGUGUGACAGCCUACAGUCCUCUGGGCAGCGGGGACAGACCCUGGGCCUCUCCUGAUGAACCGAGUGUGCUGCAGGACCCGGGACUGGCUGCCAUGGCAAAGAGACAUCACAAAACACCAGCCCAGCUCAUACUCAGGUGGAACGUUCAGAGGGGUGUUGUGUGCAUUCCGAAAAGUGUGACACCCUCCAGGAUCCAGGAGAACUUGCAGGUGUUUGACUUUUCUCUGACAGAAGACGACAUGAAGCUCAUUGAAACCCUCAACCGCAACGAGCGCCUCAUUAUUCCAACUGUCGAGAAGAACGGCAAGAGAGUGUGGAGGGAUGCAGAGCACCCCCAUUUUCCCUUCAACGAUCCUUACUAAUUUGACAAUCAAGGAAUGCAAUGGGUUUUUUUCCCCUGAAGAAAAUAAAUAUUGUAUUGAUUUAAUAUUUUUGAAAAAUAAAUUUAAGUCUUUCUACAAAUUGAGCCACUUGUCUGACAUUGCAGAGACAGAUGACUUCAAUCCUGAACAUGGCUGAGCAAAGAAUGAGUCUUAUUAUCCGGUUGUAAUAAAAUAAAACUCACAUCCUCA
Molecule: messenger RNA, 1221 nt
Organism: Pungitius pungitius (ninespine stickleback)
Lineage: Eukaryota; Metazoa; Chordata; Actinopteri; Perciformes; Gasterosteidae
Gene: akr1a1a
Product: aldo-keto reductase family 1, member A1a (aldehyde reductase)
Exons: 9
Coding region: 37-1011 (324 amino acids)
Biological process (GO): aldehyde catabolic process
Cellular component (GO): cytosol
Molecular function (GO): aldose reductase (NADPH) activity
Source: RefSeq, a predicted model, not a curated record